AUGCCGAUUAUUAAUGCAGGAGAUAAAGAGUUUCAUCUAUCUCAUGAGGAAGAAGAUAAAUUGAACCAAUUUAAAGGUAUCACCGAUUUCCCAGAGGAGGAUCUUGAACUAAUAAUAAAAUUGUUACAAAAUCAUAGUUGGCAUUUAGAACCUGCUAUUAGCCGUUUCUUUGAUGAUAAUUGGAAAGAAUCAUUAUCUCAGUUAUCAUCUGCUAAUACUACUGGAUCAAGACCUAAUGUAGACGAAAUGGAAUUGCCUACAGGGAGAUCGCCAUCACCGCCAACGAGAGUCCCCACACCAGGUCCACGAUUUGAUAGAAAUGAUGGGCUAAGAGUUAGACAUUCCCUGAUGGAUCAAUGGCAGGCAAGCAGAAGUCUCGUGCCAGUAUUACCUUUAGUGAAAAGGUUACCAAUUGACUACAGAGAUAAGUUUAAAGUAGUAGGUUUAAAUCAUGGUUCAGGAACAUCAGCUCAAGUGAAUGGUGAUUGGAAUCCUGUUAUGUUAUUAUUAAUGGUGAUACCGAGAUUCCUGUGGAAAUUAGUUACCGUUUUAUUCUCCUUGAUUACGUUUGGUUUACUAGAUGAUAGUAACCAAAGUAAUGGAGAAAGAAAUAGGGUAAUGAUGCAUGUUCCAAAAUUACCCACUGAGGAAGAUGAUAAUAUCGUGUUAGAAAGAAUAUGGAACACUGAAGACAAGGAGCCGAAAAUGAUUGAUAGAGCAAACGAAUGGCUGAAGGGUCCUCAUAUUUCCUUCAAUGAUGCUCUUCAAUUAUGUGAAGAUGAAUUCAAAUUUUUAUUAGUCAUUUUAGUGGGUUCUAUGCCUAAUUCGAAAUCAUCCACUAGAGAUGAAAAUGAUGAAUUGAAGGAAUCCAUUGGCACAAUUAAUGAUCAAGAGGAUAUAGAUACCAAUUCCUUGAAACUUCUCAAUAAAUUUUUCACUCAUGAAAAAGUAUUAGAUACUUUAGAUAAACAUAAAGAUAAUAUGAUCAUAUAUUUUGGUUCUGUGACGGAAUUAGAACCAUGGCUCGUGGCAAGGAACUUAAAUAUUAAAUAUACUCCAGAAUGUCUAUUGAUCGGUAAUGUGUUGAAUGGUAACGGAUCUCUAAAUGGUACUACAAGGCUCUCCGUAUUAUCUAGAUUGAGAAUUACCUCUACAAGAAAGUUUCAAAAUUCUCUGAAAGUCACAUUAGAUAAAUUUGAGAGUGAAUUAGUGGUAAGUAGAACCGAAAAGGAAGAACUUCGAAUGGCAAGAGAAAUCAAACAACUGCAAGAAAAAGCAUACGAGGAUUCGUUACGUAAAGAUCGUAUCAAAGAAGAGAAUCGUAGGAUAGACGCUGACAAAAAAGCACUACAGGAUAGAUUAAGAUUAGAAAAAGAACAACAAAUCAAGUUAAAUGAUACUAUUAGUAAUCUGAAAUGGUUAAAACUUUGCGUUGAUGCCUUGGAUCGAGAAACUGGUGAAAAAUUAUCUACAGAUUCGACAAAUGAAUAUGCGACCUUACAAAUUAGAACUUCUAAUGGUGCUAGAAUUGUCAAGAAGUUCAAAAGCGAAACCACAUUACAUUCCGUGUACUGUAAAAUCGGUUGCUAUUUGUACUUGAAUCAAAACUCUUCAGAACCCAUUAAGUGGAGUCAGAGUAUUAUAGAUAAAGUUAAAGAAUUAGUUGAUGACUCAUCGGUAUUAUGUUUUAAGGAUAAACUAACUAUAGAUGAUGAAUUAGAUGCAAUGUAUUUGAAAGGAGUAAUUGCCGAUGAAUUGGAAAAAUGGAUGGCACUAACUGAUAACGAAUUUCCUUUAAUGUUUGAUUUCGAACUAGUUUCCCCAUUCCCUAGAUGUGAAAUUCCCCAUAGUGAGCACACUAUGAUAAAAGAAGUGUCUCAAAUAUGGCCCAACGGCAGUUUAUUAGUUGAAGAUAUUAUCGAAUCUGACUCUAAUGAAGGAGAAGAAUAUGACGAUGAUCAGUGA
Maudiozyma saulgeensis is the source of this 1965-nucleotide messenger RNA. The record is from the annotation of a GenBank genome assembly. NCBI's taxonomy places the organism in Eukaryota, Fungi, Ascomycota, Saccharomycetes, Saccharomycetales, Saccharomycetaceae.